AGUGGUGCUAUCACAAUAUUCCUAGUAUUUUUAAAUUGAUUAACUAUUUCUACAUGAGAAGUAUAUUUUUCUUAGCCAUCCAGCCUUAUAGAGUUUAAUUAAAUAAAAUGCCCCUCUACCAUCAUUAUUAGCUACAUUAGCUAACAAAACAGUAUCAAAGUAUGUGUAAGUCCUGUCCUCUGGCUGUUUUUAACAUUGUUCUUUUGUUGUUUAUGAUUGCAUGUUCUACCUGUCUAGUUUAUAAGCAGUGUGUGUUCACAUAAAAAUACCAAAUUGCAGCCUUACAGUUUGUCCCUGCUUGCUGUCUCUUAACUUCUGCUGUACUAUCUAUCUGCUCCAACAGGCUGAAUCCAUACAUCUGAAAAAAAAACCUUCAAACAUCUAAAAAUGUCAAAACUCUCACUGAAAAGAUAUCAGUAUGAAUUAUGACCUAGUGGAAAUGUUCAGAGAGAAACUAGACAGCUUCACUAUCUCAGUUAUGUGUCCGUUAUGUCUUUAGAUUACUAUGGCCUGAACAGUCCAGGUCUGACAUGCUAUUUGAACAGCGUGCUUCAGGUGCUUUUCAUGACCGAGGACUUCCGGGAGGCUGUGAAACGAUGCUGCAGUAAAGAUUCAACAACCAUCGACCCACAGCUGGAAAGACUUUUUGCUGAUCUGCAGAGAAGUAUGGCCAAAACGCAUGACGUCAUAAACAAACUGGGGAUCACGAACGUAUAUGAGCAACGUGAUGCUGCUGAGUAUUUUGAGAGGAUCCUGUGUUGGACCAGUCCGGAGGCAGCCAAGAUAUUCAAGGGAGAGCUGAAUCACAAGACCGAAUGCCUCAAGUGCAAAGAGAGGAACGAUUCCAGGAGCUCUUUUUGGUUUCUGCCACUUGUGGUGGAAGAUUUGCUCUGUCAAACCUACAGCGUGGAGGAUGGGUUAAAAGCAUUCUUCAAAGGAGAAAAAGUCUGCGGUGACAACAAGAUGUUCUGCAACCGGUGCAAUAAAAAGCGAAAUGCAGACUUUGGAUGUGAGAUAACACACAAUCCAGAGAUUCUGACCCUCCUGCUGAAGAGAUUCAGCUUUGACUACAAGUGCAGGUGUUACGUCAAGCUUCACUGCAAUGUGGACGUCCCCCAAACUUUACACAUAAAGAAUUGCAAAUACGACCUCUACGCUAUAGUUAACCACUUUGGUAAUCUAACUGGAGGCCAUUAUACUGCACAUAUCAAAUCUUUUGAAACUCACAUGUGGUAUCACUUCAAUGACGACAUUGUUAACAGGGUCAAACAACCACUGUUUGGGGCUGGAGACAAGUAUAUAAGGUCUUAUACAGCUUACCUCCUCAUGUACAAGAAGGUGAGCAAAGAUCCUGAAAAAACUGAUGAAGGUGACCAGGAGGCUCUCUGUCUACAUUCAGAUGUUGAGGCUGAAGUAAGACAUGAUGAGGCAGAGAGAGGAGAUGCUCUCGUUCCUCAUCAUCAAAUGAAAGAUGAAAGCUGCAACGGAGGCGGAAAGAUUAAGCACUUGAAUGACAAUAUAUUGAAGAACUGCACUGAUACGGUUUGGAAGAAACCUACCAACCUUUCUGGGGAACUGGAAAAACAUAAAGAGAGUUUUCUUUAUACAGACACUGGAGCAGAUGGAAUCAGUUUGCAAAGAAAAAGGUCAGAUUUUGCAAAGCUAAAAAAAGAUGGAGGACCAAAAAGUCAUGAGCCAAUCAGACAGCAGCUUGAUACAAACUCAGAGGAGCACAUGCAGAAUCUGAACACCAGAGGGAAUCCCACAACACACCAGUUAGGCCGCAUGUUAGAGCAAAACCAUUCAUCCCCAAAUAAAAGACUGAAAGGGAAUGAGACUAUCCAGGAAAGAGGCGUUGGUGUGUAUGCAAAAAUGUGUGAUUCUGAUGUGAAUUCAUUUCAUGUUUCCUCCAAUGGCUACUCUUCUUCUUUAGUUCCAUACUUGACAGGACACUUGCAAGGCCAGUUUAAAAUUAAAGCACCAACAGGGUAUAACUAUCUACCAAACCUAUGCAGAAAACCAAACAGUUCAAAGAGAGACGAGGAGAGAAUGCACCAUGCUGUAACUGCAGACAGCAGCUGCAAACCGGAGACCAAACUAACUGUGAAAAAGUUAGGACAAACUGCAAGUCCUAGAGAGAGAAAAAAGACUGUAAAGAGCAGGGACAACACAAAAAGAGAGCCAUGGAAGUAAUGAAUAUCAGACUCAGCAAUACCUAAAGAAAAGUUAAAAAUGUGUCAUCAUGUAUGUAAGUUACUUUGUUAGAUAUUAAACCACUUAUCCAGU
This is a messenger RNA of Sander lucioperca (pikeperch), 2286 nucleotides long. RefSeq names its product ubiquitin carboxyl-terminal hydrolase 47-like. The transcript is spliced from 10 exons. Gene Ontology annotation, cellular component: nucleus; cytosol. Lineage: Eukaryota; Metazoa; Chordata; Actinopteri; Perciformes; Percidae. Gene Ontology annotation, molecular function: cysteine-type deubiquitinase activity; cysteine-type endopeptidase activity. The record is from RefSeq and is a predicted model, not a curated record. Bases 490 to 2193 code for a protein of 567 amino acids. Gene Ontology annotation, biological process: protein deubiquitination.